AUGCCUCUUUCUGUGCAAGAGUACCGUAUAGGACAGCUGUACAUGGUGGUGCGUGUGAGUGAGAGGGAGAGUGACAAUAGCGAUGGUGACGGAGUGGAGGUGCUGUGUAACGAGCCCUUUAGCAGGCGGAGAGGGGGAGGAGGAGGAGGAGGAGGAGGAGGAGGAGGAGGAGGAGGAGGAGGAGGAGGAGGAGGAGGAGGAGGAGGAGGAGGAGGGGAUGGAUCAGCAUGCACUGCUGCUAGCGGCAGCAGCAAGAGCAGCAGCAGCAGGGAUAGCGGGAAGAGUGAUGGGCCCAAGAACUUGGGGGGGCAGAGCGAGGGGGCAGGGACUGCUGUGAUGAAGGAUGGAUUGCAAACUGGCUGUGAGGGAGAAAGUGAGGGGGGCGAAGGGACGGAGGGAAACGAAGGGGCUGGAAUGGGUGAUGGGAAGGAGAGGGAGGAAGGGGGUGAUACAGAGGAGGGGAAGCUGCCGGCAUGGAUAGCAGCCCUGGUCCCCCGGCGGGCCCUGCGAGUGGAGGAGAAGGCCUGGAAUGCGUAUCCCCACUGCGUCACUGAAAUCACAAGCCCAUUCUUUGGCAAGUUUAUGCUGCGAGUGGAGUCACUCUACACCAACGAUCACCACCCGCGCCACAAUGCCCUCUCCCUCCCACCUGACAUGCUGGCACGUCGCACAGUGGAAACACUGGAUAUAACAGAGGGAGGUAGCGAGGAGGGCAAGACGGGGAGGGAACGGGAAGGGCUGAGAGCUGACGGUCAGUGUGAGGAUGGUGCGAUUUCCAGUGGGAGUAGCAGCAGCGGGAGCAGCAGCGGCAGUGGCGGCGGUAGCGGCAGUGGUAGUGGCAGCGGGGUGUCAAAUCAUCCGUCUACGUUUGUUUCGGCCAAGACUGGCAGAGGGCCUUUCAAGCCAGGAUGGCAGGCGCACAGCUCGCCCCUCAUGACAGCAUACAAGGUGAUGACAGUGGACGUGCCCUACUGGGGCUUUGGCUCUCGCCUGGAGAAGUACAUUGCCAAGGUGCUGCAGAGGAGGCUGUGUCUGGAGACGAACCAGGCAGUGGCGUGCUGGAUGGACGAGUGGAUAGGGCUGUCAGAGCAGCAGGUCAGGGCCAUGGAGGAGUGCACAUUCUCUCGCAUCAACAAG
Molecule: messenger RNA, 1137 nt
Organism: Closterium sp. Naga37s-1
Lineage: Eukaryota; Viridiplantae; Streptophyta; Zygnematophyceae; Desmidiales; Closteriaceae
Source: the annotation of a GenBank genome assembly